CUGUGGAGUGACAUCACCAUCUUUGUUUACUAGCUGCAGUCAGAGUAGCCAGCUGCCUCCCUGUGUCUGUUUAAACACGUCCGCGUCAGUUGUUCUUGAGGGCUGCUGUUUAUCACACAGGGCGUGUAAUUUUACUGUUUGGGUAGUGGUUAGUUAGCUGCCUCUAAAACAUGUCGGCUAAUGGACCAGGACGUGGAGACGACUCCACAGACGCAAAGGCGGGCAAUGGACAAGGGUCAGAAGGGUCACCAUUUGCUCCCAUGGACGUGGAUGCCAAACCCCAGUCCCACAGCUUCAGAUACAGCCUGGAUUUCCCCUGCAUCGGCCAGUGCAUCAUCAUCAACAAUAAGAACUUUGACAAAAGAACAGGCAUGAAUCAGCGCAAUGGUACAGACGUAGAUGCUGCCAACGUGAUGAAAGUGUUUUGCAAGUUGGGUUACAAAGUGAAAGUUUUCAAUGACCAGACAGUCGAUCAGUUGAAAAAUGUUUUUACUACUGUGUCAAAGGAAGAUCACAGCUGCUUUGCCUCAUUCGUCUGUGUUCUGUUGAGUCAUGGAGAUGAGGGUGUGUUCUUUGGUACAGAUGGCUCAAUAGAGCUCAAGUACCUCACAUCACUGUUUCGAGGUGAUCGCUGCAAGUCACUGGUGGGAAAGCCCAAACUCUUCUUCAUCCAGGCUUGCAGAGGCACUGAUCUGGAUGCAGGCAUUGAAGCGGACAGCAGAGAUGAUGGCACUACCAAAAUCCCAGUGGAAGCUGACUUCCUCUACGCCUUCUCCACAGCCCCAGGCUACUACUCAUGGAGGAAUACUAUGACCGGGUCCUGGUUCAUCCAGUCACUGUGCGACAUGAUCAGCAAAUAUUGGAAAGAAUUGGAGGUCCUGCACAUCAUGACACGAGUCAACCACAAGGUGGCGGUAGAGUUUGAGUCUGUCUCCAACCAACCAGGUUUUGAUAAGAGGAAACAAAUCCCAUGCAUUGUGUCGAUGCUGACCAAAGAGAUGUAUUUUUCCCCUUGAUGUCGUCUCCACAUCCGAAGACUUCAGCCUGGCAGACCUUCAUCUGCAGAGGAAAGGCUUGGGCAUGUGUAUGGGAGGGUGGUGCGUUAUUUUAGUUUACACUUUCUGACCGAAUGGUUCUUGAAACUUCAGCGACAAUAUUUCUGGGAAAGCAUAUACAUUUCACAAGCUUGGGAUUAUAAGGUUCUCUCUGUGUUGGUGACUUUUUCUGAGAUAUAUGGCAUUAAAAUUUUUAUUCCAGCAGCAUGUCUUUUUACACAUUUUAAACAUAAAAUGAAAGCAUUUAAAGUUUGAAAAUCAAAAAGCAGAAAUUUAAUUGGCCUUGUAAUCUCAGGCUCACAGUUUGUUACCAGUAGAGGCCUCUUUGCUGUUUACAACAUACACAUUUCAGGGAAAAAUACCAGGUGCCAGUUUGAUAGGAAGUUUGACUUUAUGCAUUAGUUAAACCAUGAAACCAUAAAUGGGCUUACUGCCUACCAGCACCAACGUACUCAUGAGUCAUUAAGGGAUCGUGUGUCAUUUCUGUGCCUGUCUUUACAUUCUUCUUUUUUUCAUUUGUACCAGUUGAGUUGUGUAAUGGAUGCAUUACAUACACUCAGCAGAUAAAUUAAAUGAUAGUGUUGUGUAGUUUUAAGGCUAAGAAUUGAAUUUGUAAUGUUUUUGCAUUAUCUGUUUUCUACACAUGGAUUUCUGUUAAAUGAACUGCUGCCUGUGAGCAUCCUUAAAUUAACGGGGACACAAGCUCCUUCAUAGCAUGCAUGAGUAAAGCCAGCCAACCUGCACAACGCUGUUAUUUGAUGAGUUUGAUGUCUGUCUAUACUUAAACUCAACUUUAUAUUUCAUAUUUAGCUGUGUGAGUUCAUGUAUCUCUUGUGGAUUUUGAAAGACGUAACAGCAAAUUGGAAGCCUUUUUGCUUUGCUGUAGUAGUUACAGUCUUUUGCCUCUAAAAAUCAUUUUGAAUGCACUGCUGUGACACUGUCAGUCAAACUUUCAUAAGUAACCUCCAGCAUUGAGUCAUUUAUAACAAAGCACAAUUUGACAGUGUCACAAUUCAGGUCCUGGUCAUUUUAAAGUGAACUGACUGCUUUCAAUUACCAGAAAAUUUGCUAAAAUCAAUCACCCAGUUUAUUGUUAUAUGACAAUCGAGUUUUUAAGUCGUAUCAAUAUACUACAGUUUGCUAUGAACAUAACUCUUUGGAUUUUUUGGAAUAUCACUGUCUUGUAAGAAGCUGCCCUAUGGUGUAAUGUUUUCCCCCAAGAAUAAAGACCACUUUUCACCUCUC
Molecule: messenger RNA, 2300 nt
Organism: Lates calcarifer (barramundi perch)
Lineage: Eukaryota; Metazoa; Chordata; Actinopteri; Centropomidae
Product: caspase-3-like
Biological process (GO): neuron differentiation; keratinocyte differentiation; apoptotic process
Cellular component (GO): cytoplasm
Source: RefSeq, a predicted model, not a curated record